Ruditapes philippinarum (Manila clam) is the source of this 731-nucleotide messenger RNA. Its product is annotated as sodium- and chloride-dependent GABA transporter 1-like. The coding region runs from base 436 to 726 and encodes 96 amino acids. Lineage: Eukaryota; Metazoa; Mollusca; Bivalvia; Venerida; Veneridae. The transcript is spliced from 2 exons. The record is from RefSeq and is a predicted model, not a curated record. Gene Ontology annotation, biological process: sodium ion transmembrane transport. Gene Ontology annotation, cellular component: membrane.
AUGAAAAUUUCCAUCUCCAGUUACCGGUAUCUCUCUUCUAACAAUUUAUAUAACUAUUUCACAUCAUGUCAAGCUGCGAAGAUCGGAAUUUUUGAGGAAAAAAAAACAACAAAAAAAGAAAAAAAAAAAAAGAAAAAACAACUUCAUACAGGUAAUUUAAACCUAGUGAUAACAAUAUAUUACGUGCUUACUAUGGUAAACUGAAUUUAAAAGGCUUAAAUGAUAGAUGUACGUACGUCUCUCACGCGGCGGAUAGUUUCUCACGCGGCGGAUAGUUUCUCAAUACCUCCUCGCCUAAAACGCUAUUCUAAUUUACACUAACCUUUUCUCAUUUUAUCAUUAUUUAACAACGCGGAAGGUUGAAAGGUUAAUGCGCGGGAAAUUGCAUUCUAUGGAAAUUUUUACAUUGGCUUAAAUCCAGAAGUGAAAAUAAAGAUGGACUGUGAAAAAGGUGAUGAAGCUAAUGAAGUGUUCGACUUGCGAGAGAACAGCAGUGAUGAUAGUGUUCCAUGCUCUAUUGAAAAAGUUCCAGAAAGAGACAAAUGGUCCUCGAAGUUUGACUUCAUCUUGUCAUGCAUUGGCUUUGCUGUUGGGCUGGGAAACAUUUGGAGAUUCCCAUACCUCUGUUAUAAGAAUGGUGGCGGUAAGUAUAAAUGUAACGUGUUAGAUUACUUUUUUUUGGUUAUGUUUGACUGUAAGUCAAACUGGCGUGCUCAAGUUAUAUGACAACG